Messenger RNA from Ctenopharyngodon idella (grass carp), 1874 nucleotides. RefSeq names its product RASD family member 2b (gene rasd2b). The transcript has 2 exons. Bases 86 to 1249 code for a protein of 387 amino acids. Gene Ontology annotation, molecular function: GTPase activity; GTP binding. The record is from RefSeq and is a predicted model, not a curated record. Lineage: Eukaryota; Metazoa; Chordata; Actinopteri; Cypriniformes; Xenocyprididae.
AAUCAUACGGAUGACGUGGACGCGGGUAUAUAAGUAGCGCGCUGGCACACUGAAGUACUCAUGCAGAGCGAACAGUUAGAAGUGGAUGUAUCAAACAAACAUAAAACAAAUCUGCCUGUCUUCAAUGUGUCCUGUCAUGGACCUGCACCAGAGUGCGAAAGCUGCUGCCCUGCAGGUGAUCCAGCACCAGACUCGCGCUCUGCCCGGUACCAACUCGCCCAGCGUCCUCCUCGCGUACAAAAACGCGACGCAAAGACUCGGCGCGACCGGGUUUAAAGUCAGCACGCUCUCCAAAGCAGGAAUGAGCAUCUUGAAACUGGCCACGACGCAGCUGAAACAGCAGGAAAAGAAAGCGAGGGUGGUGCGGGCGUCCAGUCUGGGUAAAGCGCAUCCUCCCAUCGACUGUAAAAAAUCCCCUCUUGACCAGCUGGCCGCGCUGGUCCUACACGGGCACACGCGUCUCCAGCCGCUGGCGAACGAACCUCACGGCAGCACCAAACCGCAGAACUGCAGGCGCAUCGUGGUUCUCGGCGCGCCGCGGGUCGGUAAGACCUCCAUCCUGCGCCGGUUCCUGCGCGACGGCUUUGAGGAGCGAUACGAGCCCACAUGUGAAGAUUUCCACCGGAAACUCUACCACAUUCGCGGCGAAACCUACCAGAUAGACAUCCUGGACGCGUCUGGGGAACGGAGCUUCCCUGCCAAGAGGAGACUCUCCAUUCUAACUGGUGACAUAUUCCUGCUCGUCUUCAGUCUUGACGACCACAGCUCGUUUGAGGAGGUGCGCGCUCUGCACGCCGAGAUCGUAGCGGCCAAAACGGCCUUGCAUAAACAGAAGGUGUGUGUGCCGACGGUGGUCUGCGCCAACAAAGUGGACUUGCCCUCAGAGCAGCGCGCGGUGUCGCGGACUGAAGUGCUGCGUGCUCUUGGGAAUGGCUGCACUCUGUUCGAGACCUCCGCCAAGGACAGUGUGAAUCUGGAGCAGGUGUUCGAGGCGCUGGCACUGCACGGAGGGCUCCCGCUGGAGACAGGACCCUCGCAGCACCGGAAAGUGUCCAUACGCUCCUACCAGGCGCUCCGGGCGGCGCGGCAGGCGGACAAAGGGAGCAAAGCGUCGGCGUGCGACACUCCCUGCGGGGCGCUCUAUCCAUUGGCACGCAGGCCGAGCUUUGGCACAGACCUACGGCUGGUUCUCGGCCCCAAAGGCAACAGAAAACAGGGCAAAGCACUGGACAAGUGUCCGAUUCAGUGAAACAACAGACUGAGAGAAAGAGAACUGCUUCUAUUUCUUGUAAAAACAAAGAGCACUGACAAUAUUCGCCAUUUGUGUAUGGCAGCAAACAUUAUUUAUUCAAACUUUUUCAUUCAUUGGUGCAAAUGGAUCCCUUUUGCAUAAUAUAUUAUAUAUGAAACUGAUCAUUGCAUUUUAAUCCUGGCCUAUAAAAUGCAUACAGUUUCAUAUGAAUGUAUUUACAUAGUGCACACAUUGCAAAUCCAUUAAAAUAAUAUUUAAUCAUGUACAGAUACAUGUAACUUUUGCAAUUUUUUUACUUAAUGAAUGCUGCAGGGACAAUGAAACAUGUAUUUGAACUUUAGCUUCUUUAAUGUUGACUGAAGUUGAUUUAAUGUUGUAUUCAGACAGUAAUUGAAGGUGUUGAAGACUCCUGCCUUAAAGUAGAUGCCAAUCAUGAAAACAAUACUGAGAAUGAUGUCUGAGGCAUAAUAUUUAAAACAGUAUGACAAUCUGAAUGGACUUUAGGCCUCUUAUCACUCACAGAUUUUUACUGAAAAUGAUGGAAAAUCCUGUUGCACGACUGGUUUGUUGCUGUAUAAUAUCUGUACACAUUUUAAAUUAAACAUUUUCAUACAAAACAUGA